AUGUUCGAAGAGUAUCUGGGGGAAUUGAGAGAGCCCUUGAGGGACAUAUCAAUGUUCCCCCCGCCCUUUUAUAACGUAGGAUUGGAGCCGGGGAAGGCGCCGCACGUAUUCAGCACGCAGUCGCUGAGAAUACUAUACAGCCUGCCGCACGACCACGAGGUCUUCUCGUGCAUCGUCAAGUGCCUGAACCUGGUGGAGACGUCAGGAUGCAGAGAAGUGGCCUCGCUGGCAAUCGCAAAGUGCCUGCUGAUGUUCAUAUCUGAGGGGCCAGGGCUGCACUCAGGGCUUAACCUGGAGGUCAUCCUGUGCAUCCUGGACUGGCUCAACAGCUUUAACCCGGCAGUGAAGCAGAUGAUGGCAAACAUACUCUUCUCACUGCCGCUGGACCAGAACAAUAACCUGUUCAACAUCAUGGUGGUGGCAGGACUGCUGAGAUACAGGCUGCUGGAGUGGCCGGACCUGACGCACUACUUCGUGCUCGCGAUGGAAAGAGGGAAAAACCUCUACGCAAUAGAGAUGGCAAUCGUGGUCACAGCAAUAGCACUGAUAGACCAGAAGGCGGCGCCACUGAGCGUGGCAGCGACGCUGCUGAGAGAGCUCUCAGCACUAAACUGCGGCACGGAGCAAUGCAAGACGCACCCAGGAGUGCUUAUCGAGGACGCAAAGGCGAAGCUGCUGAAGGACAUCGUGGAGGCGCAAAACGACCCGAAACCGAAGCCGACCGUAAUGGUCCUGACGACGAUCCUGAAGCAGAACAUGAACACGAAGGUGGGUCUGCAGCACUUCAAGGACAGCACGACAGCAUCAUUGGUGUCGCAGCAGGCGAGUGAACACGCUGACCCGCUGGCGCAUCACGCGGAGAGCAGAGCGGACGAGGAGAUGGACGGGCUCGGAGGAGCGCGCAGAGUGCCUUUGCCAUGCUCAGUGAACGAGUCGCAAAGGUUCCUCUUCGGAGUCCUUUUCGGUCAGUGGAUCGAGUGCAGCAGGAACGUCGAGGGCGACGCGCUGCUCUUCGCAUGGCGCCAGUUCUUCCAAAAGUUUAACCUGCAGGCCUUCUUUAAGAUGGAGGGAGGGACCGACUCGUUCUUCGCGUCGUGCCUGUAUACGAUCAUACACUUUGAAAAGUCGUCAAAGCUAUUCACGCUCGCGAAAAACCCGAACGCGCUAAGUAACAUGAACACGCAGACAAUGGGAGGCGAAGCGACGCCAGGGCUGACGGCGAUUAACGCAGCGGGAGGAAACGAAAGCAGCAGCUCCACGCCGACUGACGCACGGAGCAACGCGAGCUCCUCGAGCAUCGGCUCAAUCGGCAGCGCAAUCACGCUGUACGAGUGCUUCGAAGGGCUCUGCAAAAUGGUCGACGUGAUGCUGAGGCUGGUGGGCGGCGUCGGCGAGAUACCGCCCUGCAGCGCACUGCAGAAGCUGCUCUCCUGCCUCUCAAGCAUCAUCGUGCACGAGGGGCACUACUUCAGGUCCUACAACAUCUGGCUCUCGCUCAUGGUCUACUUCGACCGCUUCGACGAAAGCAACUACGUCCUAUCGAAGCUGACCUUCCUGUGCGCGCUCGAGUACGUUAACCCGACGCGCGUGCCGGGCUUCUCAUUCUUCUUCCUGAGGCUCCUGGUGCACCCCUCGCUCCUCACGGGCUGCCUGAAGUCGACGAAGUGCUGGCCGGUCCUCGCGAGGAUCUUCAACCUCCUCUCGAUAUACACGACUGAGAUCAACAGCUACGGUGCGAGCGAGGAGGAGUUUGGCGGCGCCGCAGGGGCGGCGGCCGCACAGAGCAGGCAGGCCCUGCCGGGAGAGGAGAGCCAGGACCCCGCGAAGGAGCGGGGCGAGGACGGAGACUUCGACGCCGAGAGGAGCGCCGACUACGUGGAGUACUUCACCUGCGUCUACUUCAACUCCGUCGAGUACGUGGCGAGUCUCUGCCCUGACUUCGUGAGCGUCAACUACCUGAACUUCUUCGGCACCUUUGCAAUAGAGCGCCUGGCCUCGAGCGUCGGCUCCGAGGCCGCGCUGGGCCCGAGCCUGGGCAUGAAGGGCGUCGACCUCCUGCCGGAGAUGAAGGUGCCGCCCAAGGUCUCGAGCUCCUGGGCCAACUACAUAUCGCGCAACAGGACGUCGCUCCUGGUGUCGAAGGUGCUGAGCACGCUGGCCAAGUACGGCACCUCCUCGCUGCCCACGAGUCAGGAGCUGGAGGCGCUGUGUCUGAUUUUGACCGAGGAGUCGAAUGGCAGCCCUGCGCAGGCGGUCAUGACCUUCAACUCGCUCACGAUGGAGAUCGUUGCAAGCAACCCAAGUAAGCGAUACGGCUAA
This is a messenger RNA of Theileria orientalis strain Shintoku, 2319 nucleotides long. RefSeq lists its product as hypothetical. Gene Ontology annotation, biological process: nuclear-transcribed mRNA catabolic process, deadenylation-dependent decay. Gene Ontology annotation, molecular function: molecular adaptor activity. The transcript has a single exon. Gene Ontology annotation, cellular component: P-body; CCR4-NOT core complex. NCBI's taxonomy places the organism in Eukaryota, Apicomplexa, Aconoidasida, Piroplasmida, Theileriidae. Bases 1 to 2319 code for a protein of 772 amino acids. The record is from RefSeq and is a predicted model, not a curated record.